ACGGCGCUAUAGAGAUUUUUACUCAUUCCUGAGAACUUGAGUCCCAUGCCGUACAAAGGGGAGUUAUCCCGGGGUCUCUAACCUUCACGUUCAAUCGCCAUGACGCAGACUGCUCAACAGCGUCGAAUUUUUGUGUUUUCUCAUGCUCGAACAUGCUCCCACUUAUUUAUCCGCCUCCUAGAAAGCCAUCCUGCUUUAGGAGUCAACCUGUACCCGUUCGUGGUAAAGGGUAACAUUUUUGGGUGUUCAUGUCUUCCUGAUGUCGGAGAUGACAGGGUGCAAUGCUAUGGGGGCCUGAAAGCCCAAGUAGGAGGAUAGCAGGGAUUAAAACUCCAAUGAUGGACGGGUUGAGGGCGAAGCACUCUGACGCCACAUUCCAAUCCCAGCUUGAAGAGUUUGAAUGCGCGAUCGCUGAGAUAGAAUCUCAGGGAAAGACGCUCGUUGUCAAAGAGCACUCAUACCAUAUGAUGUAUCCACACGUAACGCUGGACGGCGUCGAGCCUGAAGAGAGACCAAUUGCACCUUUUGUAGAUAAACAACUGGAUCUCCCCGAGGCUGAGAGAGAGAGUAGGGCCGCGGUAGCGCCAUUCUUCCCCAUCCCAAACCCAACAUUCCUUCCAGACCGCCUAUUUGCCACAUUCACCCCCAUUCUGACCAUUCGCCACCCAUGCCGCAUGAUUCCCUCUCUCAAACGAUCGUUGGAAACCAUCGGAGCCCGGUUCCCCGACGAGGAUAGCUCCAUGGAUACACAUUAUAAGUGGCAGCGAAUGGUGUACGACUGCUACAAGGCCUGGUUUUCUACCCCGGAGGGAAUUGAGGCAGCAGGAGGUGCCUCGAUUGCAAAACACCUGCCCAUCGUCAUCGACGGGGAUAAACUCAUAAAUGACCCACAGGGGCAGAUGGAGACUUUGUGUCGGAUUUUAGGACUGGACCCACUUAGGAUUCAGUAUUCAUGGAAAGCUCGGCAAGUUGUGCACGACGCAUUCGGUGAGACCCUCAGCAACUCAACUGGGGUCAUUAAAGGCAAAGACGGGAGCGAUAAAACUGUAGUAUUAGAAGAGGAGAUGAGGAAGUGGACGGAAGAGUUGGGGGAGGAAACGGCGGACGGUCUGAUAUUCUUGGUGAACAGGACGAUGGAAGACUAUGCAUACUUGUUUGAGCGUAGCAUCUGACGCGCUGUAGAGGACUCAUCAGAGACACAACACUCUGAAUGCUUCACGCUAACCCAGCUGCAAAAGUCAGCUUCGAGAUGUUAAGUAGAAUAUUCCAAGAAUAUUCUGAACUUCUUUACGACAG
This is a messenger RNA of Marasmius oreades (fairy-ring Marasmius), 1296 nucleotides long. RefSeq lists its product as uncharacterized. Bases 282 to 1172 code for a protein of 296 amino acids. NCBI's taxonomy places the organism in Eukaryota, Fungi, Basidiomycota, Agaricomycetes, Agaricales, Marasmiaceae. The transcript has 5 exons. The record is from RefSeq and is a predicted model, not a curated record.